AUGGUUGAUGAUGUUAACGCAGAGAACGGUCACCUACGCAAAUGUAUAGCUGCUCUUUCUACGAAUAUCUAUCAGAAUAUUGCAGGUACCAGUCACUGGAAAGCAGAGGCUGAAGCCCUACCUGCCAAGUUUCACUAUAUGCUCAGCACAAAAGGCAACACAGCAGAGUUGUUCCGGAAGUGUAUAUCAUGUGCAACACCUACAAAGUGA
This is a messenger RNA of Penicillium verrucosum, 210 nucleotides long. RefSeq lists its product as uncharacterized. Bases 1 to 210 code for a protein of 69 amino acids. The transcript has 2 exons. Lineage: Eukaryota; Fungi; Ascomycota; Eurotiomycetes; Eurotiales; Aspergillaceae. The record is from RefSeq and is a predicted model, not a curated record.